Rotaria sp. Silwood1 is the source of this 984-nucleotide messenger RNA. NCBI's taxonomy places the organism in Eukaryota, Metazoa, Rotifera, Eurotatoria, Philodinida, Philodinidae. The record is from the annotation of a GenBank genome assembly.
AUGGCAACAAAAGAAUCUGGAAAUAAAACAUCGAAUUGGGAAAAAGUAAGAAAUUUGAGAACAGCUGUAAAUGUAACAAAUGCAUUUAAGAAGUCAUUGGAAGAGGCAAAGAUAGAAGAACGACUUGCUACUAAACUUCAUCGUGUAUUACAAAGUAUUGUAUUAUAUCGUGAAGAAAAAGCUCUGGUAGAAGCCAGUUUAAGUGAAUGUCAUAUCAUGCUAUCAGGACCGCCUCGUGUUGGUAAAUCAACUUUGAUCAAUGCGCUUUGUGGUUCAGAGGUCGCUCGAACUAGUGAUGGAUUGGCUUCAUGUACUCAAAGAGUUGAAUGUUAUACAAAAACAACUGAACGUUAUAAUCGUAAAUAUAUUGUCAAAUUUUGGGACACAGUGGGAAUUGAGUCAUGGACGAAACCUGAUAUUGAAUCUUAUGUAUGUGAUAUUAUAAAAAUUCGCCAUCCAAUCUGUCUUAUAUUUUGCGCAAGUCCAGGAUGUUAUGUUGACCUAGAACGGUUAUUCUGGCUAGUAACAACAUGCAUAGAUUCAAAUAUCUUUUGUGCAUUAGUCUGUACAAAUAUGCAUUUCGGUAAUCGAACAGAUAGCGUUCUCCAAGACUUGAACGAUAUUUUUCUACGAUUAUCUCAAGAGAAGUAUCCUUUGAUAUCGGAAAAAGUUGAUUCGUCUAAUUCAUCUACUCCAUCGAUUACAUUCUAUAGUAACAAAAAAACUAGGCAACGUGUAGCACUGGUAUCUCAGAUAAACACAAUUGAAUAUGUUGAUCUUUCAAAAAAUAUUCGAUUACCUCCUGUCGGUGUAUUUGAACUGAUUACUGGUAUUAUGGAUUCUUUAUCUGAAGAAAAAAUUGAACAAAUGGUUGAAAUUAUAUUGAAUAAUCGUUCAUUUUGGACACGUAUUAAUCAGACGUUAUCUGGCUUUUGGAAUGAAAGAUUUCUUCAAAGUUUUCGUAGUUGGUUUGCUAUACAAUGA